GGGCCUGGCACCUUCCCGGCCCGCCGCAGGGAUGGGGCAGCUGUGCUGGCUGCCGCUGCUGGCACCACUGCUGUUGCUGCGACCGCCGGGGGUCCAGUCCGCCGGCCCCAUCCGGGCCUUCGUGGUGCCCCACAGCCACAUGGACGUGGGCUGGGUCUACACUGUGCAGGAAAGUAUGCGGGCGUACGCCGCUAAUGUCUACACCUCAGUGGUGGAAGAGCUGGCCCGCGGCCAGCAGCGCCGGUUCAUCGCUGUGGAGCAGGAGUUUUUCCGGCUGUGGUGGGAUGGCGUCGCCUCAGACCAGCAGAAACACCAGGUCCGCCAGCUCCUGGAGGAAGGACGCCUGGAAUUUGUCAUCGGAGGCCAGGUCAUGCAUGACGAGGCCGUGACGCACCUUGAUGACCAGAUCCUGCAGCUCACAGAAGGACACGGGUUUCUCUAUGAAACAUUUGGGAUCCGGCCACAGUUCUCCUGGCACGUUGACCCGUUUGGCGCCUCUGCCACGACCCCCACCCUGUUUGCGCUGGCGGGCUUCAAUGCCCAUCUCGGCUCCCGGAUCGACUACGACCUGAAGGCAGCCAUGCAGGAGGCCCGGGGGCUGCAGUUCGUGUGGCGAGGGUCCCCAUCCCUCUCAGAGCAGCAGGAAAUCUUCACGCACAUCAUGGACCAGUACAGCUACUGCACCCCAUCCCACAUCCCUUUCUCCAACAGGUCAGGAUUUUACUGGAAUGGCAUGGCCGUCUUCCCCAAGCCUCCCCCAGAUGGAGUGUACCCCAACAUGAGUGAGCCCGUCACCCCAGCCAACAUCAACCUCUAUGCUGAGGCCCUAGUGGCCAACGUGAAGCAGAGGGCCGCUUGGUUCCGGACACCCCAUGUCCUCUGGCCCUGGGGAUGUGACAAGCAGUUCUUCAAUGCCUCGGUGCAGUUUGCCAACAUGGACCCGCUGUUGGACCACAUCAACAGCCACGCUGCCGAGCUCGGUGUCUCGGUGCAGUAUGCCACGCUGGGCGACUACUUCCGUGCCCUGCAUGCUCUCAAUGUCACCUGGCGUGUCCGCGACCACCACGACUUCCUGCCCUAUUCCACAGAUCCAUUUCAGGCCUGGACGGGCUUCUACACGUCCCGCAGCGCACUGAAGGGGCUGGCCCGGCGAGCCAGCGCCUUGUUGUAUGCCGGGGAGUCCAUGUUCACACGCUACAUGUGGCCAGCACCCCGUGGGCAUCUGGACCCCACCUGGGCCCUGCAGCAGCUCCAGCAACUUCGCUGGGCCGUCUCCGAGGUCCAGCACCAUGAUGCCAUCACUGGGACUGAGUCCCCCAAGGUGAGAGACAUGUACGCGACGCACCUGGCCUUGGGGAUGCUGGGUGUGCGCAAGCUGAUGGCCUCCAUCGUCCUAGACAAGCUCCAGCCCCAGGCACCCAUGGCGGCCAGCUCCGGUACAGGGCCUGCAGGACAUUUUGCCUCAGUCUACAACCCGCUGGCCUGGACGGUCACCACCAUCGUCACCCUGACUGUUGGUUUCCCUGGAGUCCGCGUCACAGAUGAGGCGGGCAACCCAGUGCCCUCGCAGAUCCAAAACUCAACAGAGACCCCAUCUGCGUAUGACCUGCUUAUUCUGACCACAAUCCCAGGCCUCAGUUACCGACACUACAGCAUCAGACCCACUGCAGGGGCCCAAGAGAGCACCCAGGAGCCGGCUGCCACUGUGGCCAGCACCCUUCAAUUUGGCCGCAGGCGGAGGAGACGCACCAGACAUGCAGGCAGGUACUUGGUGCCUGUGGCAAACGACUGCUACAUUGUGCUGCUUGACCAGGAUACCAACCUGAUGCACAGCAUCUGGGACAGACAGAGCAAACGAAUGGUGCGCGUGACCCAGGAGUUCCUGGAGUACCACGUCAACGGGGAUGUGAAACAGGGCCCCAUUUCCGAUAACUACCUGUUCACACCAGGCAAGGCCGCGGUGCCUGCGUGGGAAGCUGUGGGAAUGGAGAUCGUGGCGGGACAGCUUGUGACUGAGAUCCGGCAGUACUUCUACAGGAACAUGACAGCACAGAAUUACACGUAUGCAAUCCACUCCCGGCUCACCCAUGUGCCACAGGGCCAUGACGGGGAGCUGCUCUGCCACCGGAUAGAGCAGGAGUACCAAGCCGGCCCCCUGGAGCUGAACCGCGAGGCUGUCCUGAGGACCAGCACUAACCUAAACAGCCAGCAGGUCAUCUACUCAGACAACAAUGGCUACCAGAUGCAGCGGAGGCCCUACGUUUCCUAUGUGAACAACAGCAUCGCCCGGAAUUACUACCCCAUGGUUCAGUCGGCCUUCAUGGAGGAUGACAAAAGCAGGCUUGUGUUGCUGUCGGAGCGGGCACAUGGCAUCUCCAGCCAAGGGAAUGGGCAGGUGGAGGUCAUGCUCCACCGGCGGCUGUGGAACAACUUCGACUGGGACCUGGGCUACAACCUCACGCUGAACGACACCUCAGUCGUCCACCCAGUGCUCUGGCUUCUACUGGGAUCCUGGUCCCUCAGCACUGCUCUACACCAGAGGAGCGCAGUGGCGCUGCAGCACAGGCCCGUGGUGCUGUUCGGAGACCUGGCCGGGACUGCGCUGAAGCUCCCAGGACCCCAGCAGCAAGAGGCCGUGACGCUGCCCCCAAAUCUUCACCUGCAGAUCCUGAGCAUCCCUGGCUGGCACUACAGCUCUAACCACACGGAGCACACUCAGAAUCUCCGGAAAGGCCAUCGAGGGGAAACCCAGGCUGACCUCCACCGUGUCCUCCUGCGGCUCCACCACCUGUAUGAAGUGGGCGAGGACCCAGUCCUGUCUCAGCCAGUGACAGUGAAUCUGGAGGCUGUGCUGCAGGCGCUGGGGUCCGUGGUGGCAGUGGAGGAGCGCUCGCUCACAGGGACCUGGGAUGUGAGCAUGCUGCAGCGCUGGAGCUGGAGGCCGGGGCCUGGCCGCCGCAGAGGUGACAGCACCUCUCCCUCGAGGCCACCAGGAGGCCCCAUCAUCACCGUCCACCCAAAGGAAAUCCGGACGUUCUUCAUUCACUUUCAACAGCAGUGAGCCCUGGGCAGAUGCCCCGGCCCCAGGACUUCCCCCAGGAACUCCAUGUAACAGAACAGACCCAGGACAGGGAAAAGCAGCGCAGAGGGACGGGACUAGGGAGUCAGCUGCUCAUCUGCAGGCUAAUGGCAGGAAAUGGUCAUAUUUGGGGUUUUGUCCCUAAUUUUUUUUAAAUAAAAAUUACAUUACAAGAUCCAGGUUCUUCCCCUCCCACACUCAAUCAAGCCAGCCCUCUCCUCUGCUGUCACAUAAAGGAUAUUUGGCACGCUCAUGCGUCAUUCAUUCACAAAAGACAAACCCAGGACGUUCUGCCUGAGGCAGAGCACAAGACCCACAGCAGCACCGAAGCGCAUCUACCGUCCGGGCCCUGCCAGGCUUGCCCAGGCUGCUGGUGGUAACUGUGGACCUACUGCAUGCCGCGUGUUUUCAAGACUCAUCCCAUGCUGGCAACAGCCUUGCAAGGGGCUUGGCUCUGCCACAGGGCAAGAGAGGAAGUUGUAGCGCCGAGCUGGAGUUCCAGCCCCAGAUGUCCACCUGUGCCUCGGCACCGCCUGUCGAGCAGAGAAGGCACAACAGCCGUCAGAGUCCAGGAAGAAAUGAAACCACACAGCAGGGAUGUCCAAUAUCAGAACUAUUAAUAUCAAUAAAAGUGUAACCUUCCAAGGUCUAUGCCCAAGAGAAUUGAAAACAUCCAUCCACACAACACCUGUGCUCCCGCGUUCAUAGCAGCAUUACUCAAAAGUCAAACGGUAGCAACAACCCAAAUGUCCAUCCACAGAUGAAUUAAGACAUGAAAUGUGUUCUGUCCAUACAAUGGAAUAUUAUUUGGCCAUAAAAAGGAAGGAAAUUCUGACACAUGCCACAGCCUGGGUGAAUCCUACAAACAUUACGCUAAGUGAAAGAAGCCAGACACGAAAGGCCACAUAUUGUGUGAUUCUGUUUACGUGAAAUAUCCAGAAUAGGCAAAUCUGUGUAUAAGAGACAAAGCACAUUGGUGGUUGCCAGGGACUGGAGGAAGAGAGAAGAGGCAUGACAGCUAAUAGGGACAGGGUUUCUUUGGAAGAUGAUGAAAUUGUGGAAUUAGCAAUGAUGGUUGCACAACUUUGUGAAUAUACUAGAAACCAAUGAAUUAUUAACUUUGGAAGAUG
Messenger RNA from Nomascus leucogenys (northern white-cheeked gibbon), 4209 nucleotides. It is a transcript of the gene MAN2B2, whose product is annotated as mannosidase alpha class 2B member 2. The record is from RefSeq and is a predicted model, not a curated record. Gene Ontology annotation, cellular component: lysosome. Gene Ontology annotation, biological process: mannose metabolic process. NCBI's taxonomy places the organism in Eukaryota, Metazoa, Chordata, Mammalia, Primates, Hylobatidae. Gene Ontology annotation, molecular function: alpha-mannosidase activity; carbohydrate binding.